Messenger RNA from Achroia grisella, 2289 nucleotides. RefSeq names its product autophagy-related protein 9A (gene Atg9). Lineage: Eukaryota; Metazoa; Arthropoda; Insecta; Lepidoptera; Pyralidae. The transcript is spliced from 14 exons. Gene Ontology annotation, cellular component: phagophore assembly site; autophagosome. The coding region runs from base 1 to 2289 and encodes 762 amino acids. Gene Ontology annotation, biological process: protein localization to phagophore assembly site; autophagy of mitochondrion. The record is from RefSeq and is a predicted model, not a curated record.
AUGGCUUACUAUGGUAGACGUGAUGUGAUGUAUAGCGCACUAAACAACGAAGUGACCCCGCCACUGGCAAGCUUGGCAGAAACCACGACUGCUAUGCCUACGUUGCUUACGAUGGAGCACGAACAUGAAGAUUCCACCAACGUUAUAAUCCACAAAGUACCAGAAACCAAAGGAGGUUGGACACACAUUGAUGACCUGGAUUCAUUUUUCACAAGAAUGUAUAGAUACUAUGUACGCGGGGGAUUCUAUCCUAUGAUAAUAUCAGAUGUAUUAUCGUUAUUACAAUUUUUAUUUAUCGUCUGGUUUUCCACUUUUCUGGUACACUGUGUAAAUUAUCCUAAAUUGUUUAGAAAUUCUACAGACAAUGUUACUGGAAAAUUGACACUUAGUGAUGUAAUAUUUCCGUUAAAUGUGUGUGUAGAGAGAAUUUCAUGGAAAUGGUGGAGUCUCAUCGUAUUGUGUACAAUAAUUUGGUUAAUGAGAUUAGUUUUAUCAUUAUACAAUUUAUAUUAUGCUUAUGACACGAAGUUAUUCUACAAUAAUGCACUUAAAAUAAAAGAGAGUGAUUUAGCAUGGGUUAACUGGUCAACGAUACAGGAGAAGGUGAGGGAAGCCCAGCCGGAACAUCACAUGUGUGUCCACAAGAAAGAGAUCAACGAAUUAGAUAUAUAUCAUAGAAUACUCAGAUUUGAUAAUUAUAUGGUGGCUAUGGUGAACAAAAACUUACUACCACUUCAGAUAUCUGUGCCUUGCAUUGGUGAUUUUCAUUAUUUAUCCAGAGGUUUAAAAUGGAAUUUAGAGUUUCUUUUAUUUACCAGUCCGUGGAGCCCGUGGGAGAAUUGUUGGCAACUUCGCGAAUGUUACAAAGAUAAUUCAAAACGAAUGGUUUUGGCACGACAGCUUGAAAAACAGAUAAUGACAUUAGCGCUUAUAAAUUUCCUACUUGCGCCUCUUAUACAGGCCUGGCAGAUAUUAUACUUCUUCUUCAAUUAUGCGGAGUUGAUAAAGCGUUCACCUGGCUCGCUCGGGCUGCGCACGUGGUCUUUGUACGCGCGCGUCACUUUGCGUCACUUUAACGAGUUGGAGCAUGAGCUGAGAGAUCGUCUGAACCGCGCGCAUAAACCUGCAACCAAAUACCUGGCCAGCUUCAUGUCGCCGAUCACGAGCGUUGUCGCCAAGAACAUCGUGUUUGUCGCGGCCAGCGUGCUGGGUGUAUUGGUGGUGCUCUCAGUGUAUGAUGAAGACGUUCUGGCUGUGGAGCAUGUGCUCACCAUUAUUACAAUAUUGGGCUGUGUAGUGGCUAUAGCAAGGGCUCUGAUUGGUGAAGAAGACCGUCUGGGCGCUGGCUGUACAGGACCGGCUCGCGGCGAGGAGCUGUUCGUGCAGGUCCUCGGUCACGUGCACUACUUGCCAGCAGCGUGGCGCGGCCGGGCACACACCAAAAAUGUUGCUGCACUCUUUCAACAGUUGUUCCAAUUUAGAGCUGUAUACAUCAUCUUCGAGGUCCUCAGUCCUCUGCUGUGUCCGUUCGUGUUGUUUUCGUUGCGGUCGCGUGCACUGGACAUAGUGGACUUCUAUCGCAACUUCACAGUUAAUGUGGUCGGCAUUGGUGACGUCUGCUCAUUCGCACAGCUGGACAUUCGUCGUCACGGACAUCCUGAUUGGCAGACCGUUGGCAAGAUAGGAAAAGUGAAGGGCGCCAAAACUCAAUACCACCAGGGCGAAGGUGGAAAGACCGAGUUGUCGCUGGUUGCCUUUUCAUGUCGGCAUCCUGGCUGGCAGCCUGCUGAACCAGCGCAGAGGCAGUUCCUGCGAUCGCUCAGGCAGAGCAUGCACCAUGCGAUCCCUGUCAAUAAUCCACUGAACAAAACCAUGCUGGGCUCGUACAUCCAACAGAGUAUUUUUGGUGCUAACACUCCCCUGCCUGCCGUACUGUCGUAUUAUCAGCAACAGAGGCCUACCUACAAGUUGCCAGAUAUGGACGAGACAAGUGAUGAAGACGAAGCACCGUCCCCCGGCACUAUGAGGUCUGGUUCGCAGCCGCAGUCAUUCGGCCUCGCCGGCAUUGGUUCAGUGCUCGGAUCGAGCGCUCUCGGCCUGGAGACAGCCGAGCCCUCCGACAACACACGUGACAUGUCCGUCAGUACGCUGCACUUGUACGACUUGCAUUUGUCACAGGCUGGUCAAAGCGUGUCCGCUUGUUGUACAAACAACUGCAGUGCGAGAGUACAGGAGGAGAGCCGUUGGCCACCAAGCAGUGAGGACACGCCGCUGCUGCAACGCCCAUAA